Peronospora farinosa is the source of this 243-nucleotide messenger RNA. Lineage: Eukaryota; Oomycota; Peronosporomycetes; Peronosporales; Peronosporaceae. The record is from the annotation of a GenBank genome assembly.
AUGGUAGGGAGCAUGGAUUUGAUCCGAGACCAGGACAGGAUGUUGACAGCAUUUUCUGGACGUACAGAGACUUCAUCUGUUUGUUGGGCAGGUGAUUUCAACCAGGAUACGACGGCCGAUCUAAAAUUUGUGCAGAUCAUUUUUACGACGCCGGUAAGUUCACUUGUCGCUACUUCUUCGCAGUUACGUAACACCAAAUGUGCUUUUAUACGGCUUUCAUCGGCUUCUCUUUCAUCAUCAUAG